This is a messenger RNA of Daphnia pulicaria, 1281 nucleotides long. RefSeq names its product UDP-N-acetylglucosamine transporter-like. Gene Ontology annotation, biological process: pyrimidine nucleotide-sugar transmembrane transport. Gene Ontology annotation, molecular function: UDP-galactose transmembrane transporter activity. The coding region runs from base 235 to 1281 and encodes 348 amino acids. The record is from RefSeq and is a predicted model, not a curated record. Lineage: Eukaryota; Metazoa; Arthropoda; Branchiopoda; Diplostraca; Daphniidae. The transcript is spliced from 6 exons. Gene Ontology annotation, cellular component: Golgi membrane.
UAUACCGAGUGAAGCAUGAUCUCUUCUCGGCAUGCAGUGAUGCAUACGGAAAAUUGAUCUCGUACAGCUCUUGUGCCACGUAGACGCAGUACAAUUGUAUUCGAACUGGGUAAUAAUGGCUCCGCUGCCAUUUUAGUUAUUCCCUUUGUUUUUUCCGGAAUCGCUUGUUUUGUAAGCUAAUGAACAGUUUCUUGACAAACGAGGAUAUUGCGGUUUGAGUUUAACUUUUAAAAAAUGUUUAUUUCUUCUUCCUCAGCCAUUCGUUAUGGCUUGCUGUUUUUGUUAACAAUACAAAAUACAGCCACAGUUCUUUCUUUACGGGUGUCGAUGAUUAAUGCUUCGGCAUCAAAGAACGAGUACGUCGUAUCGACACUGGUGCUCACCAUGGAACUCAUUAAACUUUCCAUCGUUCUCACUCUGCUCAUGACGGUUAAAUUGAAAUUUUCCGUUCGAAAGACGUUCCAUCUGUUGUACAAUGAAAUCUUAUGUCGACCAAUUGACACGUUUCCUUUGGCAGUGCCAAGUUUUCUUUACGUGCUACAGGAUAAUUUGAUCAUUUAUGCAUUAUCGUGUGUCGACGCAGCCACCUACCAAGUAACUUAUCAGACGAGAAUCUUGACGACCGCAUUAUUUGCAAGGAUAUUACUUAAUCAAAUACUGCCAAUUAAGAAAUGGCUUUCACUCAUACUGUUGAUGCUUGGGGUCAUUUUAACUCAGCUAAAUUUCAAUGAAGAGAGCGGCGAUAUCAGUUUCCGUUCUGAAAAGGAAGGUUCCGUUUAUUUUUGGGGCCUCUUGGCGAUUUGCUGUGCCACACUAACCAGUGGUUUCGCCGGAGUCUACAAUGAGAAAUUAAUUAAAAAUGGAAAGCAACCUUCCCUGUUAAUAAGAAGUAUUCAACUUAGUUUGUUUUCUGUUUUCUUCGCCUUUUGGGGCGUCCUGUUUAAAGAUGGUGAUCUCGUCAGCACACAAGGGUAUUUUUAUGGAUACAGUCCAUUUGUGUGGUUAAUAGCAACGAUGCAGGCCCUCGGAGGAAUAAUCGUGGCGGGAACUAUGAAAUUUGCCGACAACAUUCUGAAAACAUUUGCAACAUCUAAUUCGAUUGUACUGUCGUGCGUUCUUUCCUAUUUCGUACUGGAAGACACUAAUUUAACGCCAACAUUCAUUGUCGGCACAUUUGCAAUCAUAUUGGCUACUUUCUUGUAUACAACUGCCACUGACAAGAAGAGUCACCUGUUGCGGUUAGCAGGGUUGCAUUCAGUGACACCACUCAAAUUUUUAUGA